Cyanistes caeruleus (blue tit) is the source of this 2033-nucleotide messenger RNA. NCBI's taxonomy places the organism in Eukaryota, Metazoa, Chordata, Aves, Passeriformes, Paridae. The record is from RefSeq and is a predicted model, not a curated record.
UGCCUGCCCUUCAGGGAUGUUGCACAGAGCAUGGAAAGGGUGUUGAGAGUGACCAGGAGGCAGCCCAGAGCUCCCCUGGCCCCUCUGCAGCUUUGGCCAUGUCCACUGACACCUGGCUCCCACGGCCUUACCCAGCCCCAUUGCAGUGCCCAGUUCCCUAAGGCUGAAGGAUAUCUCAGCACACUCUGAAAAAGGUUCUCAUCUGUGCUCCCUUCCAGAUAAGGUUGCUGGCAAGGCUUCUCCAUUAGCUUGGCUAUAUAAAGUUUUGAAGCCCAGUCAGCCUCCUGCAGGUGUGUCUGCAGGGAGGACUUUCCCAGCUCCUUUGCUGAUUGGUGUGCAGAAGCCCCACUUCCAUCGCAGGGGUCCUCCAAGUGACAAAGACAAACGUACAGGAGAGAAGGAAUCAAACAACAUCCAGAAACAAAUUGUGGACGAACUGCAGAAAGGGCCUGACAUGGACAUACAGGUUCUGUGGAAGGCAGCAUUUCCUGCAGGCAGCAGUCACUCGUCGGCAGCCUCUGCUGCAGGAAGGAAUGGGAUGGCACACAUGAGUACGGGCCCAGACACAGGAGAUUUGGUUGCUGGGAAGGCUCCUCCAUUAGCCUUGAGAUAUGAAGAUUUGAAGCCCUCUGGGCCACCUGCAGUUACAGGUGUGUCUGCAGACAGGAUUUCCCCAGCUCCUGGGCUGGAUGCUGCACAAAAGCCUGACUCCCAUCACAGGGUUCCUCCAACAGAAAAGACCAAAUACACCUCAGAGAAGAAAUCCCAGGAGCGAUUUGAAGUCAUGUGGAAAAUGCUGAAGGAAUUCAAGCAGGGAGCACAAGAAGUGGAUGAAGAGGCUGUGCUGAAGGCGGUGUUUCCUGGAGGAAACAGUGGUUCACUGGCAGCCUCUGCUGCAGGAAGGGAGGCCAUGCCAGGCACAGUCCCAGGAGAUUGGGAUCGUGAUAUGGAUUAUGUGGAAGCCCUGGUGGAAAAUGGCUUGAAAUUCUUGGAGGAUAUUGGAGCCAAGCCGCUUGGUGAAGGUGAUGCAGCUUCUCAACCCAUACCCAGGACUGAGCCUCAGGGAGGUGGUGAGGUUACAGGUGUGUCUGCAGGGAGCACUUCCCCAGAUCUUGAGGUGGUUACUGCACCCAAGCCCGGCUCCCAUCGCAGGGGUCCUCCAAAAAGAAAGACCCAAGAUAAUGGAACCAAAAAGUCUGUAUUGUCAAAUGAUUUCCUGAGACCAACAAAGAAAGAAGUGCAGGGAGGACAAGCCGGCACCACAACUCAUGCUCAGAAUAUCUGGGAAAGCAUGAGAAGAAUUUUCAGCCUGGGAACACAUGGUUUGAUUAAGCUAAUGGCCAUUUUGGUUGCUGGAGCCCUUUUUCUGAUGAUGUGCUGUGCUGGAAUCUGGUAUUGUUGGAACAGAAAAGGGAGCAUGUCUGCACCUUCAGAAGACCAGCCAAAGACUCCACUCAGCGAGAAGCUGACCUGUCAUCCCUGGUCUUUAAAUCUGUCCCCAUCUGCUGUGCUGCAGCCCCAUUUUGAGGGUGUCCCAAAACCUAUACCCUCCAAAGCUAAACCCUAUGCCCCAGACCCCCCUGGAUCUGCUCCCUAGUGUGCAGGAGGUGCCCUUUGUGCCAGGAGCAGAUGGGGCCUCAGCCGCCUCCUCUCUGCUCAGGAGCACCUCUGCACCUUCAGAAGACCUGACAAAGACUUUAGUCAGCGAGCACUUGACCUGUUAUCCCUGCGCUUCAGCUCUGUCCCCAUCUGCUUUGCUGCGGGUGCAGCCCCGUUUUGAGGGCGUCAUAAAACCCAAACCUCCAAAGCGAGACCCUCUGCCCCUGAGCCCCCUGGCCCUGCACCCUGGCCAGGACUGAAGGUGGGCAGCCCCUGUCCACCAGAUCAGGCCUUGGCCCAUGUUUUGUGUUUAAAUAUUGGCCCAUGUUUUGUGUUCAAAUAUUGGCCCAUGUUUUGUGUUCAAAUAUUGGCCCAUGUUUUGUGUUCAAAUAUUAUCCCAUGUUUUGUGUUCAAAUAAAGAGUUGAAACUGUUA